AUGGUCUUUGCAUGUGCCUCCGCAAUACUUGUCCUCAUUUUCACCUAUAACAGGAGCCGCAUUAGAGGCGUCCCUAACGCAGUCACUCAACAACAUUUGAUCAAGGAAUCUGGGGGCACAUACCGAAUUCCGAAAGGACGCCCACCAAGUGUCAACCUCGUUGUGGCGGCCACGUCAAAAGAUGACUAUUCUUGGGUUAAACACCUCAGAGUCCCUGAACUGGUGGUCAUACCUUAUAUUGCCGACAAUAUCAGCGCCCCUCAUCAUGCACAGAAGAAUAAGGGGCAUGAGGCGAUGAUAUAUCAUCAGUAUUUCUACGACUUUUAUGACAAUCUCCCAGAUAUUUCAAUACUCAUUCACUCACACCAGCAGUCGUGGCACGUUGAUGAACUUCUUGAACAAGAUAUGAUCUUCUCCCUAAAUCGCCUUGACCUACGGGAGGUGCAACAACGACAAUUUCUCAAUAUGAGAGUCACGUGGGGCAAUGGGUGUAGCGCGAGCACAAUUAACACAACGCGAGUAAAUGAGGAAUCGGAGGUCUCGCCAGAACAGAAGGAAAUGCAAGAGGCUUUCCGAGCAAACUUCAACGUCUACGAAGUCCCCGAAAUCCUCGCCACACCAUGCUGUUCCCAAAUAGCAGUAACGCGAGAAAGGAUCCGCGGGGUACCACGAGAGCAAUAUAAACGCCACAUCAACUGGCUUCUAAACACAAAUCUGCCAGACAACAUAAGCGGCCGUACCUGGGAGCACAUGUGGCAACACCUAUUCCUCCAAAAAGCAAUAGAUUGCCCAAUAGAGCAUAAAGCCUACUGUCGGCUCUACCGUAAGAGCAACGGAGUUCCUUAA
Molecule: messenger RNA, 846 nt
Organism: Hyaloscypha bicolor E
Lineage: Eukaryota; Fungi; Ascomycota; Leotiomycetes; Helotiales; Hyaloscyphaceae
Exons: 3
Coding region: 1-846 (281 amino acids)
Source: RefSeq, a predicted model, not a curated record